UCUUACUCUCCUCCCUCCACCUCUCUAUCUCUCCAUCUAUUUUCCCUCAUCCCGGGUCUGUGACAAGGGGAAAGGUUUUAGGCCUACUGCUCCGAGAAAAUACGUUUCUAGUUUACUGUUGAAUCAUAGAAAUCGUUCUGGAGCAUGGAUCUAAAAGAUUUUUGUUUGACUGAAAACUUCCACUUUCUUCAUCAGCACAGUUUGUUGGAAUCCUCCAGCAUGGAUGACGCUCCGUCGCCGGACGAACCGGGAAUCAAAACGGAUCCAUCUAGCCCAGCAUUCGCUCUGGACAGUACCACACCGUUCAGCCCCGGCUCCGACACCAGCGGAUACAGUCUUUUCUCCCAGGGACGCUCGCUUGACCCAGAAUCUCCCAGCUCCAGAAGCAGCGGCAGCGGUGUCGGCGCGCCACCGGACACCGCAUCACACUUCAGUUCCGAGCAGAGUUUGACGCUCUCGGCACACGUUGACUCCAUUCUCAAAUGCGACUACUUGACGUCGCUCGGUACAGGACCUAAGCGGCUCUGCUUGGUUUGUGGAGACUUCGCAUCCGGCUACCACUAUGGUGUUGCGUCCUGCGAGGCAUGUAAAGCGUUCUUCAAAAGGACAAUUCAAGGUAACAUCGAGUACAGCUGCCCAGUGAUGAACGAGUGUGAGAUCACCAAGCGCCGCAGAAAGUCAUGUCAGGCAUGUCGCUUCCAGAAAUGUCUACGUGCCGGAAUGAUGAAGGAAGGUGUUCGUAUGGACCGCGUCAGAGGUGGGAGACAGAAGUAUAAGAGACGAGUGGAUUCAGGCCUGACUCUCUACAUGAAAGCUCCUUAUACACACCCAAUGAAAUCUAACAGAAACAAAGUAGUCUCCCAGCUACUGCUGACAGAGCCCGCCCCCCUGUGUGCCACACAGGACAACUCAACCAAUGACAGUGACCUAAAGACCCUGCUGACCCUGUGUGACCUCCUGAACAGGGAACUUUUGGUCAUGAUUGGCUGGGCCAAGCACAUCCCAGGUUUUUCUAGUCUCUCAUUGGUGGACCAGAUGGCGCUGCUGCAGAGCGGUUGGAUGGAAGCUCUGGUGCUGGCUGUGGUGUGGCGGUCACUAAGCAACAACGGGAGUGGCGGAGACGGGGAAGAGAUUGUGUUUGCGGCUAACCUGCGGCUGGGCGCGGAGCAGUGUCGGAGGGCAGGGCUGGCAGACCUGUACAGCGCACUGCGACACCUCACCACUAAGUACCAACAGAUGAAGCUCACCCAGGAAGAGGCAGUCACUCUGAGGGCUAUGGCUCUGGCUAAUUCAGAUGCAGAGAGCCUGGAGAGUGCCGAGGCGGUGCAGCGUUUCCAGGACAACCUCCACGAGGCCCUGCAGGACUACGAGGUCUCCCAUUGGCCGGCGGAGCCCCACCGGGCGGGGCGUCUGCUGAUGACCCUCCCCCUGCUCCGCCAGACCGCCCAGGCGGCCGUCCACGCCUUCUGUCGCCUCCACCUGGCGGGACGCGUGCCCAUGCACAAACUGCUGCUGGAGAUGCUGGAUGCCAAGAUCUGAGCAACAGACUUGACUCACACACACACACAGUUGACUCACACACACACACACACACACACACCUUCAUAUUCAGCCCCCCAUCCAGUUGUAACAGAGGUGGUUCGAUGCCCAUGUUUGCAUGAUGAGCAACCUUGCUGACUCUGAACAUAGCUCUAAGAAUUGAGAUGAAGGCUCAUUGAUACCAUGGUUCAAUUCUUCUCUUGGCCACAUAUCUGUACUCUACACUCAGAAAUACUCUCAUUAGUCUCAAAUGGUUGUACAUUUAGUCUUAGUGUAGAUGGCUCUAUAUAUCAAUUUCAUUUUUCCAGUCUACGCUAGCACUUACAAUGAUAAUCAUAGCAGAAUACUGGAACUUUCACGUGAGAGACUCAAAACAGAACAGAACCAUGCUAAGGUGGUGGUUAGGUCGAUAAACAGUUUGAAUCCAUCCCAUAAUAACGCAAACCAUAGUACAGAGGGUGAACGUACACCAGACAAGGUUAAAUGGCGCGACACUGGAGUUAACAUUGACACUGCUGCUUUCGAUCGUUCUGAUUCACCGGCCAUUGCAGCUAACGAUCUGCCCUGGAGUUCAACCUGUGGCAGGCUUCGUUUUCUGGUCACAUGACGCACGGCCGUAUCGUCUGCACCGAAGACAUAGCCCACCGAUGAUGAUCAAGAACUGAGGUUGAAAUGGGAGACAUCUUUUAUUUUUUUCAUGAUAGCAUUAAUAACGUACAGUAGAUUUUUAUGAAUUGUAUUUUUUUAAGACGUACACUGCUGUCUGGACAAGGCUAACGGGUAGGCCUAUGUUGUGUCUUUGUUGUAUGGCAGGGUCUCGAUUUGAACCCACACUUUACAGUGUGAAAUGGGGAGGUGUUUUUAUCAUGUCAGAAACACGUUCAUCCAGUAUGUACAAAAAUAGAAAUAUCCAUGGUUACUGUAACAACACUAUUAUUACACAGUGCUGCAUAUCGCUCUGUGUACUGUACUUAGUUGUAAACCGCACAUUAUUAUAGGUACAUCAAACAUGUUAGUUGGCCUCACUGCAUCCAACUAGCAGUGACAAUUCAGCAGGAAACCAUAGAUAAGGUUAGUCUUUCUCGGUGGUCUUCACCCUGCUGCUCAGGGCCCUCUGUCCUCCAUGUUUUACAUUUUCCUCCUUGCUCCAACACACCUGAUUCAAAUGAAUGUGUUGUUAGUGUUGGGUUGGAGCAGGGAAACAUCGAAAACAUACCUGACAGUGGGCCCUGAGGACCAGGGUUGAAGACCACUGGUCUAUAUCAGUUUAACGCUCCGCAUGUCACACACCCAGGACUAACAGAGCCUGCCUUACAAAGCUGCCAUGCCAUGCCCUAGAGCAAGAUGCCAUUUUGAUUAUCUGUGUGUAUUUAUUUAUCAAUUGAAUAUUUAAAUAUUUAUGACAUCAAUGUUGUACAAAUAUUUGAACGGCUUUCAUAAUAGUUUGUACAUCUUGAAAAUAAAACUAUUUUCAGAUG
Hypomesus transpacificus is the source of this 3017-nucleotide messenger RNA. It is a transcript of the gene esrrd, whose product is annotated as estrogen-related receptor delta. The transcript is spliced from 7 exons. Gene Ontology annotation, biological process: regulation of DNA-templated transcription. The coding region runs from base 145 to 1539 and encodes 464 amino acids. NCBI's taxonomy places the organism in Eukaryota, Metazoa, Chordata, Actinopteri, Osmeriformes, Osmeridae. Gene Ontology annotation, molecular function: sequence-specific DNA binding; nuclear steroid receptor activity; steroid binding. The record is from RefSeq and is a predicted model, not a curated record. Gene Ontology annotation, cellular component: nucleus.